GUUGCUAAACUAAACCCAUCCAGAAUGUAUUUUCUUCUUCUUCCGAACAACUCUCUCUCUUCACAGACACUUCACUAAUAACUUCACUUCAUCACAACUUACUUCUAAUGUAUUUUCUUCUUCUUCUUCCGAACAACUCUCUCUCUUCACAGACACUUCACUAAUCACUUCACUUCAUCACAACUUACUUCUAUCGUUCUGUGUCUCAGAACACACAACACAAAAACCAAACACUAGUUACUUAGUUUAGUGUCUCUCACAGACAACACAAUGCAACUCUUAUUCAUCAUUCUCAUCGCCUUCGUCUUACCUCCAGCCUUCUCCGACCUCUCGUCGGAGCGCGCCGGGCUCCUCACCCUCCGCGCCGCCCUGCGCGGCCGCACCCUCCUCUGGAAUGCCACCUCGCCGUCACCCUGCGCCUGGCCCGGCGUCUACUGCGACGCCGCCAACGCCACCGUCGUCGGCCUCCACCUCCCCGCCGUCGCCCUCUCCGGCCACCUCCCCUCCGGCGUCUUCCCGGCGCUCCCCCGCCUCCGCACCCUCAGCCUCCGCGUCAACCUCCUCUCCGGCACCCUCCCCGCCGACCUCGCCGCCUGCUCCGCCCUUCGCAACCUGUUCCUCCAGCGGAACAACUUCUCCGGCGAGGUCCCGCCGUUCCUCUCCACCAUGACCACCCUUGUCCGCCUCAACUUGGCCUCAAACAGCUUCUCCGGUUCGGUUCCGGCCCGGUUCGGGAACCUGACCCAGCUGAGGACCCUUUUCCUUGAGAACAACCGGUUCACCGGUUCGCUACCCGGUUUGGAAGAACUCAACGAGCUGGCUCAGUUUAAUGUCUCUUACAACAUGUUAAACGGUUCCGUUCCUAAAAAGUUGCAAGCUUUUGGUGAAGACUCGUUUUUGGGGAAUGCCCUUUGUGGGAAGCCCCUUGGGAUUUGUCCUUGGGAUGAUGGUGGUGGUGAGAAUGGUGCAAAUGGGACUUCAAAUCCAAGUGGGGUUGGAGGGAAUGUGAUUGAUGGAGAAAGGAAGAAGAAGGGGAAGCUUUCUGGGGGUGCAAUUGCUGGGAUUGUUGUUGGGAGUGUGGUGGUUCUUUUGUUGGUUGUGUUUGCUUUGAUUCUCUUGUGUAGAAGUGGGAACAAGACUAGGAGUGAUGAUAAUGCUAAUACCAUGGUGGGGUUCAAGCAGGAGGAGGAGCAGCAUGGGGAGGUGGGAGUUGAGGGGGGCAAUGUGGAGAGUAGUGGUAGUGGUGGUGGUGGGAAUUCGGUGGCUGCGGCCGCAGUUGCAGCCGCAGCAGUGAGUGGUGGUGGCGGUGGUGGUGGAGAUAAGAAGUUGGUGUUUUUUGGUAAUUCAGUGAAGGUGUUUGAUUUGGAGGAUUUGCUUAGGGCUUCUGCUGAGGUGUUGGGGAAAGGGACGUUUGGGACAACUUAUAAGGCUGUUUUGGAGGAUGGGCCUGUGGUGGCUGUGAAGAGGUUGAAGGAUGUGACGGUUUCUGAGAAGGAGUUCAAGGAGAAGAUUGAUGUGGUGGGAGUGAUGGAUCAUGAGAAUUUGGUGCCUCUCAGGGCUUACUAUUAUAGCAGGGAGGAGAAGCUUCUUGUUCAUGAUUACCUGCCAAUGGGAAGCUUAUCUGCAAUUUUGCAUGGAAACAAAGGAGCUGGUAGGAUACCAUUGAAUUGGGAAAUGAGAUCAGGCAUUGCUCUGGGAGCUGCUCGCGGCAUAGAGUACCUACAUUCACAAGGGCCAAGUGUUUCUCAUGGAAACAUAAAGUCCUCCAACAUCCUCCUAACCAAGUCCUACGAUGCCAGGGUGUCUGAUUUUGGCCUAGCACACCUUGUUGGCCCCUCAUCCACACCCAACCGGGUCGCCGGCUACCGCGCUCCAGAAGUAACCGAUCCACGCAGAGUGUCUCAGAAGGCUGAUGUAUACAGCUUUGGAGUGUUGCUUUUGGAACUUCUGACUGGAAAGGCUCCUACACAUGCCCUCUUGAAUGAGGAAGGAGUGGACCUUCCAAGAUGGGUGCAAUCAGUGGUUAGAGAAGAGUGGAGUUCUGAGGUGUUUGACAUUGAGCUACUUAGGUAUCACAAUUCUGAAGAGGAGAUGGUUCAGUUGUUGCAACUAGCGGUGGAUUGUGCAGUUCCAUACCCUGAUAAUCGCCCUUCAAUGUCUCAAGUGAGACAACGCAUAGAAGAGUUACGUGGUUCUUCUGGCAUGAAAGAAGAUGCUCAAGACCAAAUCCAACAACUUGAUUCGAUCAAUGAUAUAUAUCAUGCAUCCUCUAGAUGAGUUCGUGUACAAGGAGAAAUUAUUACAUGGUUCUGGUUCUGAUCCUGAUUAAUCUCUUCUUAAUACGAAAUCACAUAUUCUAAUCUAAGAAAAGAGAAUUAAUAAUGUGUCGCGUAGAGAUUGAUCAGGAGAUUCAGGACCACAUGAUCUUCAACUAUGUAAUAAUUUCUCGUAUACAAGUAAAUUCUUGGCUCUGUCUAGAGCCCCAUAUUUUGCUUCCCAAAUCCUGUGCUUAUGUUGUAUUUUUUUUCUCUUAAGCUUGGGCCAUUAUUUUCUUCAAUUUUCCUCCAAACUCAAUUGUACUAGUUCCCUUUUUCUUUUCCCUGUGAAUGCCUUGAGGGAGUGGAUAUCUGUUCCAUUAGUUA
Molecule: messenger RNA, 2642 nt
Organism: Cajanus cajan (pigeon pea)
Lineage: Eukaryota; Viridiplantae; Streptophyta; Magnoliopsida; Fabales; Fabaceae
Product: putative inactive receptor kinase At1g48480
Biological process (GO): protein phosphorylation
Molecular function (GO): ATP binding; protein kinase activity; protein binding
Source: RefSeq, a predicted model, not a curated record